AUAUAUAUAUAUAAAAUUUGAUAUCCUCCAUUAUCUUCAAUCCAAGCCCAUUCAGGACCUAGUGUUGAUUUAGCUAUUUUUGCUUUACAUUUAACUUCUAUUUCUUCAUUAUUAGGUGCUAUUAAUUUCAUUGUAACUACUUUAAAUAUGAGAACAAAUGGUAUGACAAUGCAUAGAUUACCAUUAUUCGUAUGAGCUAUUUUCAUUACAGCUUUCUUAUUAUUAUUAUCAUUACCAGUAUUAUCAGCUGGAGUUACUAUGUUAUUAUUAGAUAGAAACUUCAAUACUUCAUUCUUCGAAGUAGCUGGUGGUGGUGAUCCAGUAUUAUAUCAACACUUGUUUUUUAUCCCAAUUUAUACUAAAUUAUUAAAUAAUAAUAAUAAUUAUUUAUCUUCUUCUUUUCAAUUAUUAACAUUUAAUAAAGAUAAAUUCAAUUUUAAUGAAUUUUAUAUAAAAUAUAAAGAAUUAAAACCUAAUAAUAAAAUUCCUAAUUCUAAAUUUUUAGAAUGAUUUAUUGGUUAUUUUGAAAAUAAUGGUACAUUUAUUUUAAUAAAAAAAGGAGAAAUUUCUGUAAUAAUUACAGAAUCUUCUAAUAAUAUGAUUAAUGGCACUUCUUUAUGUAAUAAAGAAGUGCCAAAAGAUGUAUUAAAAUAUAUUCAAUCUAAUUUAAAUAUAGGAAAUAUUAGUGAAUUAUCUAAAAAAGAUAAAACAUAUAAAUGAUAUGUUAAUAAUAGAAGAGAUAUUAUUUUAUUAUCUUUAAUUUUUAAUGGUAAUUUAGUAUUACCUACUAAAUAUGGUAAAUUUAUAAUUUUUUUAGCUAAAUUAAAUGAAAAAUUAUUAAAAAAUAAUGAAUCUAUAAUUAUUUUAAAAAAUUAUUGUAAAUUACCUACUUUAAAUGAUUCUUGAUUAUCAGGAUUUAUUGAUGGUAAUAGUAAAUUUAAUUUAAAUAUUAAUAAUAAUAUAAAUAAUAAUAUAAAUAAUAAUAAUAAUAAUAGAUAUGGCACUUUUUCUCCUAUUAUAGGAGAAAAAGUGCCUUAUAACUUAAAAUUUAAAUUCUCUUUAUCUUUAAAACAUAAUAUUAAUAAAUAUGUAUUAGAACAUAUUUUAUUAUUAUUUAAUAAUAAUAAUAAUAAUACUAAUAAUAAUAUUAGUAUUAAUAAUAAUAUUAAAGAUAAUAUUUGAGAAUUAUCAUUUAAAGGUUUAAAUAAUUAUUUAUUAAUUAAUAAAUAUUUAAAAGAAUAUCCAUUAUUAACUAAUAAAUCUUAUAAAUUAAAAAAUAUUAAUUAUAUUAUUAAUAAUAAAAAUAAUAUUAAUAAAGAAGAGAUAAAAAAAUUAUUAAAGAUUAUUAAUAAAUAA
This is a messenger RNA of Kluyveromyces marxianus DMKU3-1042, 1356 nucleotides long. The record is from the annotation of a RefSeq genome assembly. NCBI's taxonomy places the organism in Eukaryota, Fungi, Ascomycota, Saccharomycetes, Saccharomycetales, Saccharomycetaceae.